Cyphellophora attinorum is the source of this 1335-nucleotide messenger RNA. RefSeq names its product Anhydro-N-acetylmuramic acid kinase. The transcript has a single exon. Gene Ontology annotation, biological process: amino sugar metabolic process; peptidoglycan turnover. Gene Ontology annotation, molecular function: phosphotransferase activity, alcohol group as acceptor; ATP binding. The record is from RefSeq and is a predicted model, not a curated record. Bases 1 to 1335 code for a protein of 444 amino acids. NCBI's taxonomy places the organism in Eukaryota, Fungi, Ascomycota, Eurotiomycetes, Chaetothyriales, Cyphellophoraceae.
AUGGCAAUCUCACCGUGGACAGGCAAGCCACUGAAUCUCAAGGUCAUUGGCACGAAUGCCGGUACCUCGAUGGAUGGGCUCGACAUCGCACACAUGCAUUUCACGCAAGAUACACCUACGAGCCCGCUGAAGAUGCGCUUGUUGCACGCAGGCGAGGUUCCAUUUGAUGGCGACCUCAAGCAGCGAGUCAUGCGACUCAUCAAGGAGAAUCAAACUUCGCCAGAAGAGAUCUCGAUUGUAAACAUCCAGCUAGGCGAAUUUGCAGCCAACGCGAUACAACAAUUCGCCGACGACUCGGGCUUCUCGUUGCAAGAUGAUGUUGACAUCAUUGCCGGGCAAGGCCAAACGAUAUGGCACCUCCCACUUCCAGAAAUGUUUGAAGGAAAUCAGCAAAGAGCACACCUGGAUAUGGCAGAGAUUUCCGUGAUCGCGGCCAAGACAGGCGUGACCAGUCUGUCCAAUUUUCGCGUCAGUGACAUGGCGCUCGGAAGGCAAGGGUGUCCGCUUUUCGUGGCGUGGGAUGGGCUGGUAGCAACGCAUCCCACGAAGAAUCGCGCUGUCCAGAACAUAGGCGGUAUUGCCAAUAUCACGAUGCUCCCAAUGGGCGAUGUUCGUGAAGGCUAUGACUUCGACACCGGGCCAGGAAAUGUUUUCAUUGACGCUGCCGUCCGAUACUUUACCAAUGGUCGGCAACAGUACGAUAAGGAUGGAGCCCUAGGAGCAAAGGGCAAUGUCGAUCAAGCCAUUGUUGAUGAGUUUCUAGAAGGUCCCUAUUUCGUACACGACAUUCCGAAGACAACGGGGCGGGAGACGUUUGGCGAUAGAACCGCAGAACAAAUUUGCGAACGGAUGCUAGCAGCUGGCGCUCGUCCGGAAGACUGCGUAGCGACCAUCACUCGUAUAACGGCGAAGGCUUUGGCAGAUGCUUACGAUCGUUGGGCGCCGAAGGGUGGAAUCGAUGAGGUUUUUCUGGGUGGAGGAGGAUCUUACAAUCCGAACAUCAUCAACUAUCUGCGGAAGCGGAUGCCUCGAACAUCAUUCAGCUUUCUCGAUGAUUUGGGGGUGCCAACAGGCUCUCGCGAGGCGAUGGACUUCGGGUUCAAGGGCCUCGAAUGCGUCCUCGGCAGGUCAUUGAUUGUGCCGCAACGAGUCGAAAGUUCGCGGGCAGGCAUCAUCGGUCACAUCCAACCCGGUGCAGGGCUUUCGUACCACCGACUCAUGAAGCAUGUGCAGGACUUCUGGGGUGAUUUUCCUCUUGAAGGAGGAUGGAACCCAUCAUGGAGAUGCAAGUCGUCGGAGGACCCAACAAGUCCACAAGCAACGGCAACGGUGUAG